Messenger RNA from Eimeria necatrix, 834 nucleotides. Its product is annotated as proteasome component PRE3 precursor, putative. Bases 1 to 834 code for a protein of 277 amino acids. The record is from RefSeq and is a predicted model, not a curated record. Gene Ontology annotation, molecular function: threonine-type endopeptidase activity. The transcript has 2 exons. Lineage: Eukaryota; Apicomplexa; Conoidasida; Eucoccidiorida; Eimeriidae. Gene Ontology annotation, cellular component: proteasome core complex.
AUGGCUCAGGUGGUACUCGACAGCGACGGGCUUCCUACCCUCUCCUUUCCCACCGCCGACCCCUGCACCGCAGCAGCCGCGGCUAGUGCCGCAGCAGCAGAGGUGAAGACGGGCACGACUAUCGUGGCUUGCUGUUACUCUGAUGGCGUGGUGCUGGGCGCGGACACACGCACAUCAGCUGGCUCUUACGUAGUGAACAGAGCUGCGCGGAAGAUAACGAAACUGGCGGAUAGGAUCUGCGUGUGCCGCAGUGGAAGUGCUGCUGAUACCCAGACGCUGGCGCAGAUAGUGCGGCUGCACCUGGAGCUGUACACGCAGCAGCUGCCUCCCCAGUUCAACAGGGAGGCCCAGGUGCGCGUUGCUGCCCACCUGCUGCAGAGGCUCGCCUACGAGUACAAGGACAUGCUGACGGCCGGCCUUAUAGUGGGUGGCUGGGACAGCCAGCGGGGUCCCCAGGUAUACUCAGUGCCCUUGGGCGGCUGCUGCGUCCCUGUGCCAUACACGGCGGGGGGCUCGGGCUCUAUGUUCAUUACGGCCUACCUCGAUGAGCACUACCGGCCCGAUAUGACGAAGGAGGAGACGGUCAAUUUAGUGAAGAGGGCAGUCUCACACGCAAUUCACAGAGAUGGCAGCUCAGGGGGAAUGAUAAGGCUCGUGACCAUCAGCAAGGAUGAGAUGGAGGAGAUGUGUGUAGAAGGAAACAGACUACCUGGUGACUGGGGAGGUGACGCGCAUGCAGCUGCAGCAGCUGCUGAAGCAGCAGCGAUUGUUGGCGCUUGCAAGGAACCAGCAACAAAGAAGCGGCGGGGCUGCAGCAGUUCUGACGAGGGGUAG